Centruroides sculpturatus (bark scorpion) is the source of this 2855-nucleotide messenger RNA. It is a transcript of the gene RnrS, whose product is annotated as ribonucleoside-diphosphate reductase subunit M2 B-like. The record is from RefSeq and is a predicted model, not a curated record. Gene Ontology annotation, molecular function: ribonucleoside-diphosphate reductase activity, thioredoxin disulfide as acceptor. Lineage: Eukaryota; Metazoa; Arthropoda; Arachnida; Scorpiones; Buthidae. Gene Ontology annotation, cellular component: cytosol. The coding region runs from base 435 to 1595 and encodes 386 amino acids. The transcript is spliced from 11 exons. Gene Ontology annotation, biological process: deoxyribonucleotide biosynthetic process.
CAAUACGGCACCGGUAACAAACCGAACGUGUUUACUCUAAAAUGUCCUUGAGAAAGAAAGGGAUACAUCUACGGAAGUAAAUCAAAAUAAAUGAAACCAGUCACGUGGCACAACGCUACGAUUUCGUGCCUUGAUGAAAUGGCAUAAAUCUGAAAGAAUAAAUUAUAAAAUGUUUUAUCAAAUAUCGUUUUAAUUACGAAAAUUUGGAAUUAUGUUUCAACGUAAAUUAACAAAUAAGAAGUUCCGUUAAUUAAUGCCUAUUGGUUAAUGCGUACUACUCUGGUGGUUAUUGGUCAAAAUUAGCGCCAACUAUGAAUGAAAAGUAGAGCUGUUGGAGAAACUUGUUAUUGUAGCUGUGUGCAUUGCUUGUCGGAGUCGACGUAACGUACGUCUCUUCUAUUUUAACUUAUUUUUCGUUUCGUAAGCUUGAAAGAAUGUCUUCUAAAGUGCUUAAAUCCAUGAAUAAAAAUGGAUAUACCAAGAAUUUCGCUUCGAUGAAGGAAAAUAUGGAUGGUGCAUUACUGGAGAGAAAACCAAGAAUUUUGCAAGACAGUCAAAAGCAGAAUUUGCCACAUGUUUCAGAGGUGACAAAAACUAAGAAGCAAGUGAAACCAAUUACUUUAGAGUCAGAUGAACCACUGUUGCGAGAAAAUCCAAGACGCUUUGUCAUUUUUCCCAUUGAAUAUCCUGAUAUCUGGCAGAUGUACAAGAAAGCUGAAGCUUCAUUCUGGACGGUUGAAGAAGUUGACCUUUCAAAGGAUCUUUCUCAUUGGGAACUCUUGAAUGAUGAUGAAAAGCAUUUUAUUUCUCAUGUAUUAGCUUUCUUUGCUGCUAGUGAUGGCAUAGUAAAUGAAAAUUUGGUAGAUCGUUUUAGUCAAGAAGUUCAAGUAACCGAAGCACGCUGCUUCUAUGGCUUUCAGAUUGCAAUAGAAAAUGUUCAUUCAGAGAUGUACAGCCUGUUAAUUGAUACAUAUAUAUCGGAUCCUGAUGAAAGAGAUAAAUUAUUUAAUGCAAUAGAGACAUUACCCUGCGUCAAAAGAAAAGCUGACUGGGCAAUAAAUUGGAUAAAUGAUCUGACUUCCACAUUUGGAGAACGUGUUGUUGCAUUUGCGGCAGUCGAAGGAAUCUUCUUUUCUGGAUCGUUUGCAGCAAUUUUUUGGUUAAAAAAGAGGGGUCUUAUGCCUGGAUUAACAUUCAGUAAUGAAUUAAUCAGCAGAGAUGAAGGUCUUCAUUGUGAUUUUGCUUGUUUAAUGUUCAGUCACUUGAUAAAUAAACCUUCCAAGGAGCGAAUUAUCAAAAUAAUUAAAGAUGCGGUCAUGAUAGAACAAGAGUUUCUAACAGAAGCCCUUCCUGUUGCCUUAAUUGGAAUGAAUUGCAACCUCAUGAGACGCUACAUCGAAUUUGUGGCAGAUCGCCUUCUGGUUGAGUUGGGAUGUGGCAAGGUAUAUAAUGUUGAAAAUCCAUUCGAUUUCAUGGAGCACAUUUCUUUGGAAGGAAAGACAAAUUUUUUCGAAAAGAAAGUGGGAGAGUAUCAAAAGUGUGGAGUGAUGGCGAAAAAAGAAGAACAGUGCUUUACAGUUGAUGCAGAUUUUUAAAUUCCAGCUUUUUUAUUUUGCACACAUGUGUAUAUGUAUAUAAAUUAAAAAUAUUCCAGAGGAAUAUUUAUUUUGUAUAAACAUCACCUCUAAUAUUAUACAAAAAAAUAUAAUUUUAUGAAAAAAACUUGUGUUUUGAGAAUAAAACUUACAAAAAGAUUUUAAAUAAUUUUAGUUAUAUUAAGUUAAAGAAGUUGUAUGUGUAGUGACAUUAUACUUUUUUAUUGCUAAAUUAUAAUAAAAUAUUGUAUCAUAAUCAUACACAAACUGUACAAUCUAUUUCAAUAUAAAAUUCUAUAAAACAUUUGAACUACUCAAUUCCUCAUAGUGCAGUAGUCUCUACAGUUUGACACUCUGCAGGUUGGUAUGUGUGAAAUUUUCAUGUUAUCACUUGUCAAUGUAAGUGACAGAGAGAGAGAGAGAGACUGGUAUAAGUGUAUAGUCCAAGCAUGGCCAACAUACAGCUUGUAGACCAGAUCAGGCCUGUCUAAUGAGUUUAUGUGGCCUGCGAUUAAUCUUUCAAUAUUAGCUACUCAAGUCCGAAUAGCUCUACGAAAAAUUCUGACGCCUAAAAAAAAAAGGUCAACAACUCGCUGUGUGUUUAGAGUUAACACUCCAUUACAAAUGUCUUAAUUAAGCACAGCAUAAAUGAUAAUGUGAAAAAUGUAUCUGUAGUCUCUAUGGGGAGACACCACAAUGAGAUCUCACACCACCUCAAAAUCUUUCUAGGGCAGCCUCUGGUUCGGCCCAUGAAAAAAAAGUUUUCUUUCCAAUUCGGUUCGGGGGCAAAAACUGUUGGCCACCUCUGGUAUAGUCAGUCAGUCACUAGUUGUUUAUUGCAUAUGCAGUUGGCAAAACAGUCACAAUCAUGAUUAAUACAAUAAACUAAUCUGUGAACCAAGUGCUAUUUUUUUUUUUUUACUGUACUAUACAUAUAUAAUAUGUAAUUCCAGUAAUCUGACUGGGUGUCAGAUUGUCCAAUAUAUGUCAGAUUACUAAACAGAGACUACUAUACUCUGUAAAAGGACCACAAUACCAAUGGAGGUGGUUUUUCCUGCUUUUAGUUCUCAUAUCCAUUUUGGACUUUGUUAGUCCAACAAUUCAAGUUUUAUGUCCAUUUGGUUUUUUAUGGUUCAGUGUGAUUUCUACUUAUGUGGCAGACUUGUCAUCUAUAGUCAAUUUCUUCCCACACAUCCAGUGUAGCAUCUCUAGUUUCACUUGAGCAACUGCAGCAGUAAUUUGAAUUUGGAAUUGGGUCAU